This is a messenger RNA of Besnoitia besnoiti, 300 nucleotides long. RefSeq lists its product as uncharacterized. The transcript has a single exon. The coding region runs from base 1 to 300 and encodes 99 amino acids. NCBI's taxonomy places the organism in Eukaryota, Apicomplexa, Conoidasida, Eucoccidiorida, Sarcocystidae. The record is from RefSeq and is a predicted model, not a curated record.
AUGAGUGGCAUGAGCUCGCCGCGGUGUGAUGGAGCGGCGGCUGACUGGUCGCCGCAGGAAAAAAAGGCAACAGAGCACCUUUCUUCUCGCCAAAGCGAGUUGCCAGCGAUGAGCGUUCGUUUCUGGGCGAAGCUGAGCUCCAGCGUGUCGAGGCAGUCCGGUGUUCGCGAGACAACUCCCAUGCACGCGGAGCGAGAUGUGCGCGCCUUCAAACUGCAGAAUGCAAUUUUAGACGCAGAGAAAAAAGACAGAGGGAAAGCACACGACGACGAGAGAAAGCGCGAAGCGAGUCUGCAGUAG